UCUCUGCGCUAAGACCCCCUCUGGGGGUUUCACUCCUCCUCGCCUCCUCGGACACGACAAACAUCCUUGUAUUUAACAUCAAUUUACUUUUUUUUACUUAGGUUUUGACUAAUGUAAUCAACUAUAGACAUGUAAUCAACCUGUUUACUAUCGUUCCACAGCCUUGCCUUUCAGUUUGACACGCUCACCACGCCCUCUUCGAUCGCUACGUGAGAAGACGAUACUACAGAGGAGUCUCUGGCCUUGUGCUAGUGUGCUCUUCGCGUCCCGUUUGCUUAUUUUAGUUUAAUUACUGUGGCUUGUUUUGCGGGAAAAUGAAGUGUGGACUGCUUGUAUUAGCUCUUUUUAUUGAGAUCGCUUUGCAUUCGACCACACCAUUUUCCUUUCAGGAAGGAUUUCAUCUUGAGGGAAGACGUGUGAAAAGAGAGCAAUGCCAGCAUGGUCUUUAUGAUCACGAGGGGAAAGAAUGCUGUAAAUGUCCACCUGGUCAUUAUGUCACAGUGAACUGUGGCAAAGAUAAUAAGACAAAGUGUGAGCAGUGCCAGGAAAACACGUACUAUGAAGAACCCAAUAGCAGGAUGGAAUGUGAGCGGUGUAGAUCAUGCAAUGCAAACGUGCAUCAGAAAACAGAAGAGACGUGUACACCAUUACGUAAUACAAAAUGCAAGUGUAUGGAAGGAUAUUGGGGGGUCUGUCAGGACACCUGUCAGUGCCAUCCUUGUGACAAAUGCGAGGGCCACAAUAUCCUUGCACCCUGCACAGACACAAAGAACACUGUGUGCAGAGAACCCACUGGUGACAUCCAUCAUAAAUGGAUUAUUCCAGUCAUAACACUUGUACUUGUACUUGUACUUGUACUUGUACUUGUACUUGGAUAUUUCUGGAUGAAACGGAUGGUCUGUUUUAGCGGAGUUGAGAAGUGUCCAGUUGAGUUGACUGAAUUUGAGCCCAUCCCAUUAAUGCCAGGUGUCGACCUCUCGAACCACUUGUACGACAUUGUGGAAGAACUUGGCCCGCAGCUGGUUAAAGAGCUGGCAGUUGGAUCUGGCAUCAAAGAGGCACAGAUACAGAUGCACAUUAAUGAACACCCACACAAUGCUAAGGAGCAGUGUUACAGCAUACUGAGGGACUGGUACGAAAAAAAUGGGCUGAACCAAGCUUUUCCAGAGCUCAUGAAGUUCCUGCGAAGAAACGGGAAAAACAUUAAUGCAGAUAGACUUAACAAGUUAAUUAUCCAGAAGACCGAAGAAACUGCACGUGUAAAUAUGGACAAUCCUGAGCAGCCCGCUUAGCACUUUUAAACAUUUUUAAACCUCUGCAUUUGAUAAAUGUUACAAAUGUAACAUUAUUAGAAAACUUGCUUAAUUAAAUCAAUCAAUGCUUAAUUAAAAUGAUUUACAGAAGAGCCAGGUGGACAGCUCAAGGCAUAUUGUGUACAGCCAAAAAGAUAAAAGAGUAGCUAAAUUAUGGCAGUAACAACAAAACUGUCGUAAUUUGUACGGUUUGUACUGCCUUUCCUUUUUUGUUUCUCAAAUAUUCCAGUGUCAUAUUUCCUGAAUUUGAAUAUGUGUCAUUGUUGGAAUCUCACCAAAAAAAUAUUUGGGAAUACCAUGUUGCACGUGAAUGGUUUUAAGGUGCAUAUGAUUCAGUAAAUUACAAGCGUGCAUAUUUUAUACUGUGUCAUCUAUGGCAUGCUUAACUGAUGGAUCCUACCUCCACUGCAGAUUACAUUAUUUGAGGAUGUUUUUUUAACAAAAGUAGCACACAACUGAGGAAGCAGGGCCAGGCAGUCCCUAAAACUUUUGGGGUUAAGGACUUUGCUGAAGUGACGACAGCGACAUCGCACGGCCCCCCAUGGGAUUUGAACCACGACCAUCUCCUAACUCACAGAGCCAGACACCAUGUCUGUGAAAACUUGCACAAACUGUAAUAUUUAUUCAUUUAAAUUUUAUAAGUAAAAAUGUCUGAGUAUAAGGUGUUUUUUUGUGCAAUUAUUUUUAGAUUAGCAGUAACCUCAAAUGUGAUAUAUGAAAUUAUUUUAUUAUUGUGUUACAUAAAGUGUUGUUUAGACCUUGAUGUUUACAUUUAGCUGCUUAACUGUAAAUCUUUUUAUUUAAAGCAACUUUCAGUGUUUGUCAUGCCCCGCUCAUCCGAUCCCCUUGUGCCACGCCCCCUCCCCCUCGCCACCUUGUGUGGAAUCCCUGUGUCACCAGCUGUGUCCAGUUUUGUUCAAUGUAGUCUGGUAUAUUUAAGUACCUCCCUGUUUGUCUUCUCCCAGUCCUGUCAUUGACGUUACCGCCUGUUUUGUCCCGUGUGUCUGACUGUUUCCCCAGUAAAACCCUUGUUUCCCCAAUAAAUCCUUUGCUUCCCCGA
Molecule: messenger RNA, 2373 nt
Organism: Paramormyrops kingsleyae
Lineage: Eukaryota; Metazoa; Chordata; Actinopteri; Osteoglossiformes; Mormyridae
Product: tumor necrosis factor receptor superfamily member 6
Biological process (GO): extrinsic apoptotic signaling pathway in absence of ligand; negative regulation of apoptotic process; motor neuron apoptotic process
Cellular component (GO): external side of plasma membrane; membrane raft; CD95 death-inducing signaling complex
Molecular function (GO): tumor necrosis factor receptor activity; protein binding
Source: RefSeq, a predicted model, not a curated record